This is a messenger RNA of Vicia faba (fava bean), 399 nucleotides long. The record is from the annotation of a GenBank genome assembly. NCBI's taxonomy places the organism in Eukaryota, Viridiplantae, Streptophyta, Magnoliopsida, Fabales, Fabaceae.
AUGAAAGUUGGUGGGAUUUCCAUAUCCACCCCAAAGGUAUCAAUGCCUAUGAAUCUCCAUUGUAGAACAGCUGCAUAUUAUCCAUUCCGACGAUCAAAAUUAACAACGACUCACAAGGUUCCGAAAGGCUACCUUGCCGUGAACGUUGGACCGGAAUUCAGAAGGUUUGUGAUUCCAAUAAAGUUUUUGAGCAUGCCUGAGUUGAAGGAUUUGAUGGAUAAUGUUGCUGAGGAAUUUGGUUGUGAUUAUCAUGCUGAUGGUGCUCUUCAUAUUCCAUGUGAUGAAGAUUAUUUUAGCAAUGUUUUGAUUAAUUGUUAUGCAACAACACAACGAAGCGUAUCUUCUAAGAAAAAUCAUAUCAAACUAGGUUCUAAGAUUCCCAUAAUUUACAGUCAUUAA